AGAUUGUGGCAUCUGAAACCCACAAUGUUAAAAAACGGAACUUUUCUAAUAAUAUUGAGGAUCAUUCCAUUGGUCUUCCUAGAAAAAAGAUCUCUAAUUUCACCAAUAAGAACAUGAAGGAGGUUAAGAAAUCUCCAAAACAGUUGGCUGCUUAUAUAAAUAGAACAGUUGGACAAGCUGUGAAAAGCCCAGAUAAACUACGAAAGGUGAUGUAUCGCAGAAAGAAAGUUCAGCAUCCUUUUCCAAAUCCUUGUUACAGAAAAAAACAGUCCCCUAUAAGUGGGGGCUGUGACAUGGCAAAUAAAGAAAAUGAACUGGCUUGUGCAGGCCACCUACCUGAAAAAUUACACCAUGAUAGUCGAACAUAUUUGGUUAACUCCAGUGACUCUGGUAUACAGACAGAAAGCCCAUCAUCUAAAUACAGUGGGGUUUUUUCCGAGGUUUCUCAGGAUCAUGAAACAAUGGCCCAAGUUUUGUUUAGCAGGAAUUUGAGACUGAAUGUAGCUUUAACUUUCUGGAGAAAGAAAAGUAUAAGUGAACUUGUAGCUUAUUUGGUGAGGAUAGAAGAUCUUGGAGUUGUGGUAGAUUGCCUGCCUGUACUCACUAAUAAUUUACAGGAAGAAAAACAAUAUAUCUCACUUGGCUGCUGUGUAGACUUAUUGCCUCUUGUAAAGUCAUUACUUAAAAGCAAAUUUGAAGAAUAUGUGAUAGUUGGUUUAAACUGGCUUCAAGCUGUAAUAAAAAGGUGGUGGUCAGAACUAUCAUCCAAAACAGAAAUUAUAAGUGAUGGAAAUAUUCAGAUUUUAAAACAACAAUUAAGUGGCUUGUGGGAACAAGAAAACCAUCUUACUUUGGUUCCAGGAUAUACUGGUAAUAUAGCUAAG
Messenger RNA from Marmota flaviventris (yellow-bellied marmot), 884 nucleotides. The record is from RefSeq and is a predicted model, not a curated record. Lineage: Eukaryota; Metazoa; Chordata; Mammalia; Rodentia; Sciuridae.